Messenger RNA from Lotus japonicus, 957 nucleotides. RefSeq names its product protein HEADING DATE 3A-like. Lineage: Eukaryota; Viridiplantae; Streptophyta; Magnoliopsida; Fabales; Fabaceae. The record is from RefSeq and is a predicted model, not a curated record. The coding region runs from base 7 to 540 and encodes 177 amino acids. The transcript has 4 exons.
UCUAUCAUGCCUGGUAAAACAAUAAACCCUCUUGUUGUUGGACGUGUGAUAGGAGAUGUUUUGGACCCCUUCACAAGCUCUAUCUCUAUGAGGGUUCUUUAUAACAAUAACAAAGAAGUCAUCAACAGUGGUGAGUUCAAACCUUCCCAAAUAAUAAACCAACCAAGAGUUGAUAUUGGUGGAGAUGACCUCAGGACCCUUUACACUCUGAUCAUGGUGGAUCCUGAUGCACCAAGCCCAAGUGACCCAAAUAUGAGGGAAUAUCUACACUGGUUGGUGACCAAUAUUCCAGCAACUACUGGAUCAGGGUUUGGACAAGAGAUUGUGAGCUACGAAAAUCCACGACCAACAUCAGGGAUUCAUCGUUUUGUUUUUGCCUUGUUUCACCAGCCUUGUAGGCAAACCAUACUUGCUCCUGGGUGGCGCCAAAACUUCAUUACUAGAGAUUUUGCAGAGGUUUAUAAUCUUGGAUUACCAGUUGCAGCUAUGUAUUUCCAUUGUCAACGAGAAAGUGGUUCCGGCGGAAGGAGGAUCAUGUAAUCUAAGUCCGGGUUUUAAAUUGCAGUUUACGAUGCAGAAUUAUUGCGGACAAAUACAAGUUGUUUGAUACGGCCAUAAUUGCGGUCACAACUGCAAAACACGUUUCAUUUCAACCGCAAUUUUAAACCCUGGUUUAAACGCCUUGCAAUUUAACAACGCCCUUCUUUUAAUAUAUACAUAUAUAGGUAUGAAUGCUUAUUCUACAGAAAAAAAAAAUACGCAAAUAAGAUGUAUCAUAGUACUUGAGGCAAAAAAAGUUAAUUAGUUGUUGCCUACUUGUAAUAUUGUGACAGUGCACUAGCUAGCUGUCUGUAUGAGUUAUUCUGUUAUUGGAAGCCUCUUUAAGCUUCCAAGUUGUAAGCUGGUAUCAAAAUCUGAGAGCUGAUUAUUAGAAGAAUAAAAAAGGGACCAUUCAAU